Anthonomus grandis grandis is the source of this 1732-nucleotide messenger RNA. Its product is annotated as cilia- and flagella-associated protein 53-like. The transcript has 9 exons. The coding region runs from base 110 to 1717 and encodes 535 amino acids. The record is from RefSeq and is a predicted model, not a curated record. Lineage: Eukaryota; Metazoa; Arthropoda; Insecta; Coleoptera; Curculionidae.
UUCAUAUUUUAAUUGGUGGUCAGGGUUAUGUCAAGCACAGUAUUUCUAUGACUUUAUAAAUAUCCCUUAUUUAUUUUUACAUUUUACAAGACGAUUUUAUUAAACAGACAUGUUUGGAGGAGAUAACGUUCCUCCGAAAAGACCUCAUAAACACUUGAAAAGAAAUUAUAACCGACAAGAUAUACUUAUUCCUGGUACAACUCCAGGAAGUUAUGGACAUUUUGGACGGGAGCCCAACACAGACUACCAUGUCAAAUACUUACAUUACCAACAAAAGAGGGACUCAUUUGAUGACAUGAAGCAAGCUGAGAAGAAAAAGAAAUAUUUACAAGAUGCUAUUACCACUAAAUAUGAAAAUCACGCUGUAAAAAAGCGACUACAGAGAUCCAUACAGGAUAGGGUUGAUGAAAAACUUAAGGCCUACGAAGAAACUGUUGAAGCAAGACGAAGAAGAUUGCAAGAACUUCUAUGCAAAGAAGAAAGAGCAUUUUAUUAUCAAACUGUUGAUCAAGCUCAGAAAGGAGCUGAAAGAAAAAUGGAGGAAAUGAAGCAGAAAGCAGAAGCCCUAAAAGCCCGAAGAGAAGAAGAACGAUUGGAACUAGUUCAUAAAAAAAGAAUUGAACAAUAUCAAGAACGAUGUCAAGACCUCAGACCUCAUUUAGCAAAAAAGAACCUCAUGGAAUCAAAGUACUCUCAGCUUCAGCAAAUAAGGGAAAACGAAGCAAAACGUGAAGUUGAUCGAGAGUUGGACAAAAUGUGGUACGAGCUGACUGUAAAAGAAGCAGAAGCCAAGAAAGAAAGAGAAGUUCAAGAGUUACUAGAAAGGCGAAACAAGGAGAAAGAAAUGCUUAAGGUAUGGGACAUGCAAAUUAAAGGCAAAGAAUUGCUUAAAGAAGAAAUGGAUAAGGUUGCACAAGAGGAUAGACUUGAAAUGCAAAAGCUGAGUGAGCAGCUUCGUAGGGAAGAAAUUGAAGCCUUAGAUGCCAAAAUACGGAAAAAAGAUUCAGCAGCUCAACAAAUAAUUGAACAAAUGGCGAUCCAAAAAAAAUUAGAGGAGCAAAGGAAGAAAGAAGAAAACGCUUUGGACCAGGCUUUCAAUACUCUCGCUCAGUUGGAGCUCGAGCGAGAAAAAGCUGCAAUUGUAAAUGCUUCAGGUCAAGCGAGAAAAGAAACCGCAAUGUAUAGAAAACAUCUAAAAGAACUAGAAGCCGAACGAAAACACGAAGAGAAGAAACUAAAUGAGCUUCUUGAAAUACAUCGAAAAGAAAUUGAACGAAAGCAGGAUGAGGCAAAGUGUAAAAUUGUCGAGGCGAAACGAAAACUACAAAGAGAUGUACUGGCCGAACGGGCGGAGCAGCUAAGAUAUAAAAAACAAGAAGCUGAACAGCAGCUGAAGCUGAAAGAAGCCGAAAAUGAGCUACUUAGAAUGGCCUUUGAAACAAACGAACGCCUACAAGCAGAGAGCGAUAGACUGGAAAAACAAGCUUCUAUGCAAUAUAGAGAUGAUUUAUCCAGACAAAUUGCAUACAAUAAUGUGUUAAGGCAAAGGGAAAGAGAGGAGCUAGAAAGGCAGCUUGCAGAAGGAUUAAGAGAAGAAGAAAAAUAUAGAGAAAUCACCAAACAAAUGCUUUCAGGAGAAUUGGAAAUGGGUGUUAAGCAUCCAUUUAGAGCGGCUCUGGAGCAGUCGAAUUGCUAUUGUCCAAUGCCAAAUAAAUAAAUGAGUAAAUAGCAA